Microtus oregoni (creeping vole) is the source of this 1892-nucleotide messenger RNA. It is a transcript of the gene Sytl3, whose product is annotated as synaptotagmin like 3. Gene Ontology annotation, cellular component: plasma membrane; exocytic vesicle. Gene Ontology annotation, biological process: intracellular protein transport; exocytosis. The record is from RefSeq and is a predicted model, not a curated record. Lineage: Eukaryota; Metazoa; Chordata; Mammalia; Rodentia; Cricetidae. The transcript has 15 exons. Gene Ontology annotation, molecular function: small GTPase binding; neurexin family protein binding. The coding region runs from base 1 to 1836 and encodes 611 amino acids.
AUGGCCCAUGAAGUGGACCUGGAGUCCUUCAAGGAGUUGGAACGGGAGGUCAUUCUCGGGGUCCUAUACCGAGAUCGGGCUGUUCAAAGCAUAGAGGAGGAAAGGGUCCGGAAAUUGAAAACGCACCUGCAGCAUCUUCGGUGGAAGGGGGCGAAGAGCUCGAGCCAGGAAUACAGGGCCAAGUGCUGUGCACGCUGCCAGCGGGCUCUGGGCCUGCUGCUGAACCGUGGGGCCGUGUGCCAGGGCUGCAGCCACCGGGUGUGCUCCGAGUGCCGCGUAUUCCUGCGGAGGACUCAUGCAUGGAAGUGCACAGUGUGCUUUGAGGACAGAAAUGUGAAAAUCAAAACUGGAGAAUGGUUCUUUGAAGAGCGUGCCCGGAAAUUUCCAACUGAAGGUAAACAUGAGACGGCUGGGGCGAAGCUCCUGCAAUCUUAUCAGAGGCUGAGCAAAAUCUCUGUGGUCCCUCCGACGCCACCACCGCUCAGCGAGAGCCAGUGUAGCGGCAGCCCUGGCAGGUUACAGGAACUUGGUCACUUCAGAGGAUUUAAUAAGUCCGUGGAAAACUUGUUUCUGUCUGUCACCACCCAGAUGAGAAAGCUCUCCAAGUCCCAGAAUGAUAUGACUUCAGAGAAGCAUCUUCUCGCUAUGGAUCCCAGGCAGUGUGUGGUCCACACGGAGAGGCGGAGCCAGUCUGACACAGCAGUCAAUGUUACUUCCAGGAAGGUCAGCUCACCCGAUAUUCUGAAAGCAUUCCAUCAAGAAGAUCCCAAGCAACCUCCCAGUCCUGUCUUGAAGCAAGGCACUCUCCCGUCCAGUCCAACACACAGCGCUGUCUUUUCUGGAGGCCUGAGACACGGAAGCUUAAUUAGUAUUAACAGCACCUGCACGGAGAUGGGUAAUUUUGACAAGGCUAAUGUCACUGGAGAAAUCGAAUUUGCCAUCCGUUACUGCUUUAAAAGCCAUUCUUUAGAAAUACACAUCAAGACCUGUAAGAACCUUGCCUACGGAGAGGAAAAGAAGAGGAAGUGCAACCCGUACAUCAAGACCUACCUGCUGCCUGACAGGUCAUCCCAAGGGAAGCGCAAGACACAAGUCCAAAAGAACACUCUGGACCCAACUUUCGAGGAAACCUUGAAGUAUCAGGUAGACCUCGCCCAGCUGGUGACCCGGAGGCUGCAGGUCUCUGUGUGGCACCUAGGCACCCUUGCCCGGAGGGUGUUUCUUGGAGAAGUGAUCCUUCCUCUGGCCACAUGGGACUUUGAGGACAGUUCGACCCAGAAUGCCAGGUGGUAUCCACUUCGGGCCAAGGCUGAGAAAUACGAAGAUAAUAUUCCUCAGAAUAAUGGAGAACUUGCUGUUCGAGCCAAACUGGUCCUUCCUGCAGGGCCAAAAAAGCUCCAGGAGGCCCAAGAAGGCACGGGAGGUCAGUUAUCGCUUAAUGGUCAACUUUGUUUGGUUGUGCUGGGAGCCAAGAAUUUACCCGUGCGUUCGGAUGGCACCUUAAACUCUUUUGUUAAGGGCUGCCUCACUCUGCCAGACCAGCAAAAGUUGCGUGUGAAGUCCCCAGUACUGAAGAAGCAGGCUUGUCCCCAAUGGAAGCACUCUUUCGUGUUCAAUGGUGUGAGCAGCUCUCAGCUGAGGCAGUCCAGCCUGGAGCUGACUGUCUGGGACCAGGCCAUCUUUGGCAUGAGUGACCGCCUGCUCGGGGGAGCCAGGCUUGGUACAAAAGGAGGCGCUGCAGGUUGUACGGACUCCUGUUCACAGUCCAAACUUCAAUGGCAGAAAGUCCUGUCCAGUCCCAACUUAUGGACAGACAUGACCCUCGUCCUGCACUGAGGUGAAGCCAAAGGCCAACAGAUCAUAGCGGAAUCUGACCCACCGGGGCACCAGUA